UUACCAACGAGGCGCAGGGGUCAGGACGACUCUCGGCAGCGCCAUCGCUCGCCCUCUAGUGGCAGCUGGUUUUGAAGUCGGCCUCAGGCUUUGAAGUUCCCCACCGCUUCUCCUUCCCCCUCCCCUCAGCCUGGAUCACCGCCCAGCGUCAGGCGAAGGGGGACGCCUCGAGGUAAAACGGAGGAGGUGCCGGACGCGGAGCCUGUGCGGCCCGGUAGCCCUGGAGAGGCCAAGACUCUAGGCCGCGAGGGGCGGGUGCGAUGGCGGAGGAACAGGUGAACCGCAGCGCCGGCCUGGCCCCUGACUCUAAGGCCUCGGCGACUGCAGAAUCUACGGUUUCCUCAGUGGAGACCCCUGAAGCCGCUGCCAAGUCACCGGAGCCCAAGGAUUACGACAGCACCUGCGUCUUCUGCCGGAUCGCGGGGCAGCAGGACCCGGGCACUGAACUCCUGUACUGCGAGAAUGAGGACCUAAUUUGCUUCAAAGAUAUCAAACCAGCAGCAACUCAUCAUUAUCUUGUGGUGCCAAAGAAGCAUAUUGGAAACUGCAGAACUCUAAGGAAAGAUCAAGUAAAACUGGGUAAGAUGAUGGCAGUAUUCUUCAUGUUUAUAUCAUCUUCAGUUGAUUUUAGGAUGGGUUUUCAUAUGCCACCAUUCUGUUCCAUUUCCCACUUGCACCUUCAUGUUCUGGCACCAGUGGAUCAGCUUGGCUUCUUAUCCAAGUUGGUUUACAGAGUCAAUUCCUAUUGGUUUAUCACAGUGAGUAUUCUUGUUAUGUCAGCAGCAUACAAAAAUAUUUAA
Messenger RNA from Mandrillus leucophaeus (drill), 800 nucleotides. It is a transcript of the gene HINT3, whose product is annotated as histidine triad nucleotide binding protein 3. The transcript has 3 exons. The record is from RefSeq and is a predicted model, not a curated record. NCBI's taxonomy places the organism in Eukaryota, Metazoa, Chordata, Mammalia, Primates, Cercopithecidae. Gene Ontology annotation, molecular function: catalytic activity. The coding region runs from base 261 to 800 and encodes 179 amino acids.